AUGCCACAAAAAAAAGUCUACCAAAUACGGCCGUCGGGCUGGCAGAACCCCAAGGAGGAAUGGAGGCGCAUGUCGCCUGUCGAUUACGGGACAUACUGGUGGAUGAACUGGAUUUGCAUCUUUCAGGUCCAUAACGAUGCAGACAAGCCGGAAUUCCUGAUCAACUUCAAGGCCGGCCUUGAAGCCACACUGGGACAGUGCCGCCAUGCUGCUGGCACAUUUGAGCGCAAUAAAUUCGGCGACUUUUCGAUUGUGACGCGGCCCAAUAGCACGGCCACCUUUGUCGAGCUGUGGCUGGAUAGGCCAAACGACACGGAAACCUGUAUCCCCUUCAAGGAAUGGAAAGAGCAUCACAACUUUGCCAGCGAAUCCCUUAUGUCCAACCCUAGCAGCCUCGUGGUCUUUCCGAGCUCCUCACCAGCUUCGCCAGAUAUCCCCGGUAGCCCUCAACCGACGAUGGCCUUCCAGCUGACUUUCAUCAGGGGCGGUGCGAUUUUUGGUCUCAGCAGUCACCACUGGUUCAUGGACGCACUGGGUUGUGGUAGUUUUAUCAAUCAGCUAGCGGCUAACUGCGCGGCUGUGGCCUACAAGACAGUCCCGCCUGCCUUCGACGAGAAUCUCAUGGACCGCUCGCGCUUUAUCGGCCCAUCGCUGCCUGAAAAUGACCUCGUGGACGUGUCGCCACCGCCUGCUCUCCACACAAAACGACUUCCCUACGCCUAUCUCCUGUUUCGGCUGCCGCACAGCAAGGCGGCCGAGCUCAAGAUGUUGGCAACACCUACUGACGGCAGCCGGAUUUCGACUUACGAUGCCGUUGUGGCCUACCUCUGGCGCAUCAAUUCUAAGAACCGGGCAUCUAUCUACAAGCCGACGCUGUGGUCGAAAGCUAUAUUUGGGGAGCCGGUGAAUAUGAGGAAUAAGAACUACCAAGGUAUCAUGGCAUGCGGUUCCUUGUCUCUCUUCCAAAAGAAGCCACUGAAGCUGUCGGAAGUCAUCUCCAAGGCGCCUCUGCCCAAGGUGGCCUCCUUCAUCCGGACCAUCACUGACAGCGUCGAUGCCAAAACACUCGAGAAGCACAUUGUUAAGAACAGACGUGCACGCGAUAAGGUCAAACUUCACAAAACUUUGGACUGGCUCCCUCCCAUGUCUCUCGUUUUGACCGACUGGCGCGGCGUUGGCGUGUGUGGCCGGGACUUCGGCGUCGGUCGCUGUGUGGCAUUGCGUGCGCCUUCUGACGAUGUCGUGGCCAACCUUGUAAUUUUGUAUCCGCUGCGCCAGGUUGAAGAUAGCCCCGACCACGGCUGGGAGAUAGUGCUGCCGUUUGAAGAGGCGCAUGUCUACUCGCUGCUUUCGGACCCCGACCUCAAGCGCUUUUUCACUUUCUGCGGCUACGAGGCACAUGCUGCCGAGUAA
Grosmannia clavigera kw1407 is the source of this 1413-nucleotide messenger RNA. RefSeq names its product transferase. The coding region runs from base 1 to 1413 and encodes 470 amino acids. NCBI's taxonomy places the organism in Eukaryota, Fungi, Ascomycota, Sordariomycetes, Ophiostomatales, Ophiostomataceae. The transcript has 3 exons. Gene Ontology annotation, molecular function: acyltransferase activity, transferring groups other than amino-acyl groups. The record is from RefSeq and is a predicted model, not a curated record.